UGGUGUUUUAAUUUCUUCCUUUUUAUAGGGAUUACUUACAAGGAUUUCACAGACGUAAAGAAGAACGUCGCCGUAAAGCUCAAGAAGAACUCAAACAAAAAAUUAAAGAUGAGAAGAAAAUGAUUCAAGAAAAACAAAGAGAAAUGAUGAAGCAGAUUAUAACAUCACAAUGUGCAGUACCAGAGGUGGAACAUCUUUUCAAACCAAUAACCUAUGACCUAGAAAAGCACACAGUCACCAUCAGUACACUGGAAGAUGGUGAUUUAGUUGGUUACAGGGACCAACAACUUGGCACAAACAAAUCUGAUGAUGAGAUCUCAGAAAUAGAGGAGUCACAGGAAUCUCGACCUGGAAAUGACCAAGAUCCUGUUAGGACAUCUGAUGUGAAAAAACAUCUUAGAAGAAACAAUGCUGCUGCAGUGAAGAAGAGUAAUGUUUUUAAACAGAAAAAUAAGCAACAGAAAAUCAAAGAUAGGAAACAAGCCAGAAAGAAGAAACACUUGCAGCAAAAACAGCACAGGAAAAAGAAAAAGAGGGGAAUUGUAAAAAGAAAAUAAGUUCUGUGUAGCUAGAAACAAUUAAUAAAUGUAUUUUUUUUAUUUAGAACUGUCAUGGUUUACAUGAAAUAGUAAAUAUGUUAAGAUUAAGUGUAGGAAUGGUUGAAGGUCUGUCAGAUUUAGAAAGGAUGAAACCUCAAUUUUGAAUUAUCGUAGUAAGGGGCCUCCAGUGUUACAGUAUUGCAUGGGGGACCUCAAAGGGCCUAAAUUUGGCCCUGUUGAAGGGAUUGGAAUAACUUAUUUCUAACUGAAGUAACAAUAAUGUAAUUCAACUCAAAUUUUGUUUCCCUGUAAUUUUAAUUACUUCUCUUUUGAUAUCAAAAAGGCAUUCUGAAUUCCGUGAGGUUGGUCAUCAUGGGACAUAAAAGAAUGGAUUUGGUGUCUGGGAAUUCUUAGCGCAUUAUACAUUAAAAAAAAAUGUUUUUCGUAUAUACAGUAAUAUUUGCAAUCUAAUUAAACAUCAUUAUAAAAGAUUAAUACAACAUUUUAAGCUUUAAUAAGUAUUGAAAUACUUUAAAGAAUCUCCACAUUUCCAAAGACUUUUAGGUUUUUGAUGUUUGGCCAUCAGCCAAUAUUCACGUAUUAGCUAGAAGGCUCUCAGUUGCUGAGAUUCAUUGAUAAUUGGCAUUAAAAAUUUCAGUGAGCAUUAUAUAGUUCUGCAUCAUACAUAAAAUACUCAGUGGUUGGUUCACCUUAAAAAAACUGUAAACAUUAAAUUACACCAAAGGCAAUAUGUAUAUUUUGUUUAUAUCUGAAAAUUGCACAAAAUUGAAAAUUAGUUAAUAAAUUUUCUUGGGACAAGGUAUGAAUCUCUCUCCCUUGCCCAUCACUGGAUUAAGCUACCAUCCUGAAUCCUAGGAUUUAUUUUUGGCUUUUAAAUCUGUGGGAGAUUUGGCCACCCAUGGGUAUCAGUGUUAUAGCUAUGAAUGAAAUUGUCACCUGUUGAUUAACUCUACUUACCUUAGGUUUCAAAGAAGAACUAAGAUUUCUUGUUGCCUUGCAUUUUUGACUUUAAUAAAAUAUAUAUAUAUAUUUUGGAGAAACAUUAAUCUAGAAUGUUAGAAUGGAUUUUUAAAUGUUACAACUGUUUUUAUAGUGUUAUCUAUAGAAAGUUAAUAACAGUAACAAAAUGAUCUCAUAUUGUUGAUUGAAAUGUCAAGUAUUGACACAGAUUAUAAUUAAUCAAAUAAAAAUGGCUAGGUGCCCAGUGGUUAGUGUGCUCAGACUGUAAGUCUGGGGGUUCCUGGCUCAUUGCAGUAAAAAAAAAACACUGCACUUUAGAGUUAUGGGUGUGUUAUAAAAGUGAUGGUGAAAUCUCACUGUUUUGUCAGACAAGACUUGGCAAUAGACACUGCCUUCCCUUUAGUCUGUCAUUUCAAAAUUAGAGAUGGUUUGUUUAGCUUGGCAAAAAAAAAAUCCAAAACAAAUGAAUUAAGACUUAUUACUGCAUUUAUUUCAUGAUAGAAAGUUUGACCUAAAGAUAUAGAAUUAGGAACUUUAAAAUUUCUAAUAUGAAAGAAGUAAUAUGAAAAUAAGUGGCUUUGUUCACCUGCUUACAAGAAACUGUUAAUGUUAAGAUAGAUAAGAACAUGUUUGUUUGUUUUUUAAGUUAAUUAUGUCAAGCAGUACCAAACUUUAGCUUUUGAUUAUGUUGCCUUUUCAAUUUUUUUUUCUGUCAAGAAAAUUAAAAAUACACAGUAAGGUUCAUCCUUAGUACAGCACUAAUCUUACCCAGGACAGUUUACUAUAAAGUUAAAAUUGUGUUAUCUGGAAUGAAUGUUUGAUUUUAAAGAUAAACUUUUUAAUAUUUAUAUUGUUAAAAAUAAUGCACAAAGCAUACUGAACUAAACUACAUUUUUUUACUAUAAAUGUUAUAAGUUUCUGUUAAAAGAUGCAAGCAAUAUGGGCAACAAUUAUUUAUCAUUUAGAAACUCAAAACAUUUCAUCACAAAAAUCUAAAAAUUAUAUUACUGGGCACGGUUGAAAGUAACUUUUUAAAUAGUUUGUCUGAUGAAUCUGUUACCACACACACUACACAGUUUUAAUUACAGUAAAGCAGCUAAUACAGCCUAACCUUAUUAAACAGCCUAAGUAAUACAUUAGGGUAAACCAUUUGAAAUACAAUU
This is a messenger RNA of Limulus polyphemus (Atlantic horseshoe crab), 2683 nucleotides long. RefSeq lists its product as uncharacterized. Bases 120 to 557 code for a protein of 145 amino acids. The transcript is spliced from 4 exons. The record is from RefSeq and is a predicted model, not a curated record. Lineage: Eukaryota; Metazoa; Arthropoda; Merostomata; Xiphosura; Limulidae.